Molecule: messenger RNA, 4599 nt
Organism: Cervus elaphus (red deer)
Lineage: Eukaryota; Metazoa; Chordata; Mammalia; Artiodactyla; Cervidae
Gene: HOXA6
Product: homeobox A6
Exons: 2
Coding region: 2375-3076 (233 amino acids)
Biological process (GO): anterior/posterior pattern specification; regulation of transcription by RNA polymerase II
Cellular component (GO): nucleus
Molecular function (GO): DNA-binding transcription factor activity, RNA polymerase II-specific; RNA polymerase II cis-regulatory region sequence-specific DNA binding
Source: RefSeq, a predicted model, not a curated record
GCAGCUGCCAACAUGAUAUGUACCAGCCUUGGCUAACACCUAGAGAUUUCAGUGUAAUAUAUUUUUUCCAUCUUAGUGCCUAUAGAAGCUAGAAAUACGCUAUUUUCGCUGUUAGCUGAGAGAUCAAAUAUUUUGUUGACUGAGACAAUGAUUAGAUUGAGAAUCCAGAUCAAACCUUAUGGUUUGAUACUAAUAAUAGUAGUAAAUUGCCCCCAGCCCCAACACUAUGUGGAACCUAGAAGAAUAAAGCAGAAAUGAUAAACAUAAACAUUUAUCAACAUCUCCAAAUGAUUAUUUUCAUCUUAAUAACUUAAUAACUUGCUGGAAAUCACUGUCAUCUGAUGGCAUUGUUUAAAGAACAACUCAAACAUUUUCUUCUAACACAGCUUUUUAAAAAUCCCUUUAAAAAUUUCGACUCUCAAGUUUUAAUUUUCACCUAUCAGAUCCUUUUCCUAAAGAAAUUUGAGGGCAAGUUAAAAUUAUAUCCUCUCCUACCAGGCCAUUAUUUAUAUAUGCAAAAGAGAAACUUUCCCAGGUUCAAUUGAUUGGGGCACAGGCAGAAGGCUUCUGGGUGCAGCCCCCAUUCAGUGGGCAGCAGCUGAUUUCAAGGAUGCACCAUAGUCUCUGGGGAGGCCAAUCAGAGCCCAGUCUUUUCUCAAAUUUUUUUCCUUGGGGGAAGUGAGGGGAAAAAAUUGAAAAGCAAGGAAGAGAUUAAGGAAGUCGUUGCCAGAUUCCUCGGGGACCCUUGCCAUCCCCCUCAAGUUCUGAACCCCAUCAGCCUGCAUUCACCAGUUUUACAGAUCUUAUAAACAUCCUCCGGAAAUUCAACCAAAUCAUAUAAAUAAGUCUUUCUUCAAGCUCCACAGAAUUGAGGACUUUAAAGCUAAUUCAAGGGUUUUACAAGCCUAACAAAUACAGUUGUAAAAAUGCCAUUGGAAUGGUACCACAUUGUACAAAAUGAGAUUGAUCUAUGCGCUGUAAAAGUCAACUAUCUUGAAGGCACAGCUCUCAGGCAAGAGAGCACAGCCCAGGACAGGCUUUUCAUGUCCUGUCUGGGGAAGGCCAGGCCUGCGACUGUGGUAAACGCAAUUCAAAUAAUUUCUGGAGCAGGGGAGACAACUGUUUCUGGUUCUGGAGCCACAGUGGGUGGCAGGUUCCCCCAAAGUCCCAGAAAAGGCAGGAAAGGGAUAUAUUCCAGGACAGUGCCCUUUGGACAGGUGACCCAGAAACCAAGCACGUUCAUUAUUGCCACCGCCUUGGGCCAGCACAGCUGCCCUCUCUGCUGGGUUGAGCCAGGCACCCUGGGUCACUAGCACCUCUGAAAUGAGGGCAGAGUUUCCACAUCUGGAUCUGUCUCAUCUCUGCCACCCAGCCCGGAGCGCGAGAGGGGAGCAGGUCCUAGGGCUGGCUUUGGAACUCAGUCUCACAGCCAUUCCUCUGUAUAUUUCUUUCUUGUUGAAACCAGUGGUUUCCAGCCUCUGCGUUCCUGGGUUCAGAGGCAGCCAGAGCGGGGCUCACAGCUUGUGUGUGUGUGUGUGCCUGCGUGUGCGAGCGCUUUGAGGCCAGGCAAUAGCUGGCCAUUGUAAGGAGGCCUCUGGAGACUCAAAGGAGACAUGUUGUACGUGGGAGUAGGGGGCCGGCAGGGGAAGAGACUAGCCUCAUCCUAGCCCUGGUUGGCUGGAGGUGAGCCUUUCCCUUUGGUGGCGAGGCCCAGGCCCUUGGUGGGACUGGGGAAAGAGAGGAGGAGAUGAUGCACCGAUUCCUAAGGCGUAGGAGAGAACUGGGGCGCAGGCCUGGUUUCUCAGAUCCCUUCUGCAUGUCGGUAACCCGCACCCACGGGGAGAGGAGUGCAGGGGGGGGGGCAAACUCGGGGCCCUGCCGGUAGGGCAGGCCCGCCCUGAGUAGAGUCAUCCUUGUCACCGCCCCUCCCGGCGCGGGGCUGUCAGGUUUCCUGUUUGGAGAGAAAAACCAGCAAAAUCCAACAAGGCAAAAGGGAAGGAGGAGAGACCGGGCCUGUUUGGGCCUUUGCGGCGGCCGGGACACCGGUGCCCCUGCCCGGGCUGUGCCCGCCGCCGGCGUUGGGGGAGAGAGCCGGGCGGGUUGGUUGUGCGCGCCCAUCAAUCUGCCGGGCGGGCGGGCGGCGGGCGGGCGGACUGGGGGCUGUUUGUAACUUUGCUGCCUCGGUCGCCGCGGUCCCCGGGGAGCGGGCUCCGGCGCUCGCUCCCAUUGGCCGCCGCCGCGUCAGCUGGUGCGAUUUGCUGCUGUCGCUUUUGGCGUUCGGCCAUCCAGAAACAAACCAGUUCGAUGACUACUAAUAGUUAUAGCCAGAUGUACUAAUACACAACAAAUCACAGUCCUGCAGAGGGGCGCGCAAAUGAGUUCCUAUUUUGUGAAUCCCACUUUCCCCGGGAGCCUGCCCAGCGGCCAGGACUCCUUCUUGGGCCAGCUGCCCCUCUAUCCGGCCGGCUAUGACGCGCUGAGGCCCUUCCCGGCCUCGUACGGGGCGUCGAGCCUCCCGGACAAGACGUACACCUCACCUUGUUUCUACCAACAGUCCAACUCGGUCCUGGCCUGCAACCGGGCAUCCUACGAGUACGGGGCCUCGUGUUUCUAUUCUGAUAAGGACCUCAGUGGCGCCUCGCCCUCGGGCAGUGGCAAGCAGAGGGGCCCCGGGGACUACCUGCACUUUUCUCCCGAGCAGCAGUACAAACCCGACAGCAGCAGCGUGCCGGGCAAAGCCCUCCAUGACGAAGGCACCGACCGGAAGUACACGAGCCCUGUUUACCCCUGGAUGCAGCGGAUGAACUCCUGCGCGGGUGCUGUGUAUGGGAGUCACGGGCGCCGAGGCCGCCAGACCUACACGCGCUACCAGACGCUGGAGCUGGAGAAGGAGUUCCACUUCAACCGCUACCUGACGCGGCGCCGCCGCAUCGAAAUAGCCAACGCGCUCUGCCUGACCGAGCGCCAGAUCAAGAUCUGGUUCCAGAACCGCCGCAUGAAGUGGAAAAAGGAAAAUAAACUCAUCAAUUCCACACAACCCAGCGGGGAGGACGCUGAGGCAAAGGCGGGCGAAUAGACGCCUGGGCAGGGACCAGGCCCGCGCCGCAACCUCCCUUGGCUUUGCCCCCUUGCCUUCGCCUGCUCCCCAACUUUUCUUCCCGCCUGCUCUCAUACGGGGGCUUUCGAAGCUUCAGGGGAGCCCGGCGCUUUGCAAACGCCUGAGCAUUUAUUUCUUACAAGGAAAAAAAAAAAAAAUCCCACACAGCCAAUCCCAGCGGUAGAGCGAGACGCACUGCACACGCAGUCCCGAUCUCCCAGGCUGCCCAAGCCGGAUCCGGAUCUCCGGGCCCGCCCCGAAUCCGUCCCCGGCUCUUGUAUUAGCGCCUCUGCACGGCCCUGAGCUCGGGUCGCUGGGUUACUGGAGAGGAAGGAACCCGGGGACCGAGCCCGUUUUGGUGUCUGGGCGUGUUUCCGCCUCAGUUCCUCGCCACCAAGCCCCAGAGAUCUUGAUCACCAAAUCAACCCCGACCACUGGGAAGAGGGGGCCUAAAGUCUGGGGCCCCAGCUCUGCCGUGGCCUUCUAGGCCGUCCCCAGACAGGAAGACGCGCGAGGAACAAAGGGGGACAGAGAGAGAGGCUUGUCUCUCGGCCCCGCGCGCAACCGUCCGUGGAGAAGAAGCAACCUCAGCCCAGCCGAGCCAACCUGGGCACGGGUGGAACUUCACAGCCCUGGAAGCGACUGGGCUCCCCGAAGGCUCUGAGCUCCGGAUUCCGGCUCCCCGCCUCCGACAGCGCCGGCGCUGCCACCGCAACAGCUUUCAGGACCUAAGGAGACGGCCCAGAGCCAUGGGAGCCGCAAGAGUCCUGGUUUUCAAACGUGCCAGGGGCGCCUGAGAUGCUUGGCCUCCACUGGGGAGACCCCCGCCUCGCCUUUAGGCUAUAUUUGUGAUUUACUUUCGUCUUUCAGAACCCAGAAAGAUAACCACGGAGGUACUAGGCACUGCCACAAAAUGCUUUCAUUAGCGCCCUCAUUUUACUCCUGGAGGUCUAAGCAAGACCCUAAUAAUUCGGCCCACGGAUCCCCAGCCCCAAACAGCUUCUGUGGCUGUGAGGAGCCUGGGCCCACUCUCUGGGUUCACCGAGAACCCUCCGACUUGGGGCCCGGUUGGCUAGAGGAAAGGGACUGGGUGGUGAAGAUUCUCCAAGCUGGAUACUCAAAGCAAAUCAAAUAGCAAACUAAUGACAGGAGAACCAUAUUUACACACAAGAAAAAUCGACUCUGGUUAUAAAAGUGUAUGGAAUUUGACCUCGCCUCGGAGAAACACUACACAAAAGCUAUCUUUAAUAGACGCCUGUCAUUUAAGAGCGGCAGGGACACUGCCCCUCACGCGCUCGAAAAAACAGAGCCAUAAUUGUAACUGCUGCUGCGGGUAGGAUUUAUUUCUCCAAUUGGCUAAAUGGCCUCCCCCCUUCCCCGAAGGUGAUAUCUGUAUUUUCAAAUUUCAGAGCUGUCGGCACGACGGGCAGAACCGACCCCAAUCUCGCCACAAAAAAUAAGAGGGGCUACACAGCGGGGAAAUAAAGUUGUUGUAAAUAAAA